AUGGCUAAUAUCGUCGAACAACUUCAAGUAGCAGUCAACAAAGGUCUUUCGCCUAAAGAUCUUAUUGACAGAUUCAAAUCAAUUCUCGAUGAAAUAAUCAAAGAUCCUAAACAACCACAAACAAUAGAUAAUUUUAAAAAAAUUCUUGAUGCUGUCGUCGACGAUAAAAUUAUUCUUGUUGCAUCACGUCAAUUAUUAACAGAUUUAUGUACAUCAUAUUUAAAUCGUUUGACAUCUGAACAAGCAAAAGAAGUAGCAUUGUAUGCACUUGAACGUAUCGCUGCACGAGCUAUAUCAUUUGAAGAUCAAGGUGGACUUUAUAGAAAUUUUCUAGCUGAUAUUUAUGAACAUGAAGAAAAUUGGCGUGAAGCAGCCAAAGUUCUUUGUGGAGCAUCACUGGAAUCGGCUCAAAAACCUUUAUCGCCUGAUUAUAAAUUAAAAACUUACUUACGUAUUGCAAGACUUUAUCUUGAAGACGAUGAUCCAGUUCAAGCUGAAGUUUUUAUCAAUCGUGCAUCUCUCUUACAAAAUGACACACGUGAUGAACAAUUGCAAAUUCUCUAUAGAGCAUGUUAUGCUCGUAUUCUGGAUUAUAAACGAAAAUUUGUUGAAGCAGCACAACGUUACAAUGAAUUAUCACUUAAGUCGAUUGUUAGUAGUGAAGAACGCAUGAGAGCUUUAAAUAAUGCAUUAAUCUGUGCCAUAUUGGCACCUGCUGGUCCACAUCGAUCGAGAAUGUUAGGUACAUUGUUUAAAGACGAAAGAUCUCAACAAUCACAGGCAUAUUCCAUGUUAAAUAAAAUGUAUUUAGAAAGAAUUAUAAGCCCACAUGAUGCAAAGCAAUUUGAAAGUCUUCUAGCUGCACAUCAGAAAGCGACAACAGCUGAUGGUUAUACGAUCCUUCAACGAGCAGUUAUCGAACAUAAUCUUGUUGCUGUAAGCAAGAUAUACACAAAUAUAACAUUUGCUCAAUUAGGCGGUCUGCUAGGCAUUCUAAGCGAAAAAUCAGAAAAAAUUGCGUCGCAAAUGAUUUCAGAAGGUCGUCUGAGUGGUUUUGUUGAUCAAAUUGAAUCGGUUCUUCAUUUUCAAGCUAGUGAACAACUUGCUCAAUGGGAUCGUCGUAUUGAAUCAUUUUGUGUACAAGUUAAUCAAGUGCUUGAUAAAAUUCAAGCUGUUCAUCCAGAUUGGUGCCAAAAAACGAUGGCAUUAGUCGAAGAAAACAUCAGUGCAUCAACAAACGACGAUGAUGAUAUUGGUGUAGCUGAGAUAAAUACAACAACUGCUAAACCAAUGGACGUUUCUUAA
This is a messenger RNA of Rotaria socialis, 1305 nucleotides long. NCBI's taxonomy places the organism in Eukaryota, Metazoa, Rotifera, Eurotatoria, Philodinida, Philodinidae. The record is from the annotation of a GenBank genome assembly.